Messenger RNA from Cynocephalus volans (Philippine flying lemur), 2706 nucleotides. It is a transcript of the gene TSBP1, whose product is annotated as testis expressed basic protein 1. NCBI's taxonomy places the organism in Eukaryota, Metazoa, Chordata, Mammalia, Dermoptera, Cynocephalidae. The transcript has 4 exons. The record is from RefSeq and is a predicted model, not a curated record.
AUGACAGCAGCAUUUGGAGGAGGAAACAUUUCCAAGUGCCUUGAUGAAAAGCACUUGAGGGCCAAGACCAGGGCGACAAAGAACCAAAGUGAAAGGAGCAGCACAGCCGCCCACCGGGGACCGCGGCUGGCGCUCGUCCUGGAGGAGGCCGGGCCGGUCUACCCGUCUAGGGGCCUCGGUGUCCUCAUCAGUGAACCGAGGGGCGAUGUGCUUGAUGUCCAGCCCUGUGAGUACCGCGUUCCGGUGGAAACUCGGCACGAACGGCGGAAUCUCUGGCGAGUGUCGGGCGGAGGGAAGGGAGACGACGGGCACCGCAGGAGGCGCUGCGGCCGCAGGGCUGCGCGGGGACCUAACACGGGGACCCAGAACGAGCGCCCUGGCUUCCUGGGGAGGGUGACGGGUGCCGAUGUCACAGCUGUGUCUGUGUGUCUACAGAACUCAAAACUGAACCCGGUCAAAGUCCACUUGUCUCGUUUCACUUUUGAGAGGGUUGUCGCUGGUUACAUGGAUGGACAAGUUGCAAUACAAUCAGAUUCCAAAGCCCAGAUUCUAAAAAGUGGAGGCACUACACUUCCUCAGAAUAGCCAAGAAGAAAGCAAGGAAGCAUUAAAGAAUGAAAUUAUAUUUACAGAUUCUGAUGAAUACCUGAUAUCAACAAGAAAAAAGGAGCCAAAAAGAAAAGGAAAAGGCACUGAUUCAGAGAAAGACAAGAUAGGAAUGAAAGACAAGAUAGGAAUGGAAAGUGGGGCCGGAAUACCAAAAAGACAGGAAUCCCAAGUGAAGAUGAGUGACACAGGAAUACCAAGAAGACAGGAAUCCCAAGUAAAGAUGAGUGAGGCCAGAAUACCAAAAAAACAAGAAUCCCAAGUAAAGAUGAGUGGGGCCGGAAUACCACCAGGACAGGAAUCCCAAGUAAAGAAGAAUGAGAUGGGCAUACUGCAAAGACAGGAGUCCCAAGUGAAGAUGAGUGAGACUAGAAUACCAAGAAAACAAGAAUCCCAAGUGAAGAAGAGUGAGGCUGGAAUACCACCAGGACAGGAAUCCCAAGUGAAGAAGAGUGAGGCUGGAAUACCACCAGGACAGGAAUCCCAAGUGAAGAAGAGUGAGGCUGGAAUACCACCAGGACAGGAAUCCCAAGUGAAGAAGAGUGAGAUGGGCGUACUGCAAAGACAGGAGUCCCAAGUGAAGAAGAGUGAGGCUGGAAUACCAAGAAAACAAGAAUCCCAAGUGAAGAAGAGUGAGGCUGGAAUACCAAGAAAACAAGAAUCCCAAGUGAAGAAGAGUGAGGCUGGAAUACCACCAGGACAGGAAUCCCAAGUGAAGAAGAGUGAGAUGGGCGUACUGCAAAGACAGGAGUCCCAAGUGAAGAAGAGUGAGGCUGGAAUACCAAGAAAACAAGAAUCCCAAGUGAAGAAGAGUGAGGCUGGAAUACCAAGAAAACAAGAAUCCCAAGUGAAGAAGAUUGAGGCUGGAAUACCACCAGGACAGGAAUCCCAAGUGAAGAAGAGUGAGGCUGGAAUACCACCAGGACAGGAAUCCCAAGUGAAGAAGAGUGAGGCUGGAAUACCACCAGGACAGGAAUCCCUAGUGAAGAAGAGUGAGAUGGGCGUACUGCAAAGACAGGAAUCCCAAGUGAAGAAGAGUGAGGCUGGAAUACCAAGAAAACAAGAAUCCCAAGUGAAGAAGAGUGAGGCUGGAAUACCACCAGGACAGGAAUCCCAAGUAAAGAAGAGUGAGGCUGGAAUACCACCAGGACAGGAAUCCCAAGCAAAGAAGAGUGAGGUCAGAAUACCAAAAAAACAAGAAUCCCAAGUAAAGAAAAGUGAGACUGAAAUACCAAAAAGACAGGAAUCCCAAGUAAAUAAGAGUGAGAUGGGCACACCACAAGGACAGGAAGCACAAGUGAAGAAGAGUGAGACUAGAAUACCAAGAAAACAAGAAUCCCAAGUAAAGAUGAGUGAGGCUGGAAUAUCAAAAAGACAGGAAUCCCAAGUAAAGAAGAGUGAGAUGGGCAUACUGCAAAGACAGGAGUCCCAAGUGAAGAUGAGUGAGACUAGAAUACCAAGAAAACAAGAAUCCCAAGUGAAGAAGAGUGAGGCUGGAAUACCACCAGGACAGGAAUCCCAAGUGAAGAAGAGUGAGGCUGGAAUACCACCAGGACAGGAAUCCCAAGUGAAGAAGAGUGAGGCUGGAAUACCACCAGGACAGGAAUCCCUAGUGAAGAAGAGUGAGAUGGGCGUACUGCAAAGACAGGAGUCCCAAGUGAAGAAGAGUGAGGCUGGAAUACCAAGAAAACAAGAAUCCCAAGUGAAGAAGAGUGAGGCUGGAAUACCACCAGGACAGGAAUCCCAAGUGAAGAAGAGUGAGAUGGGCGUACUGCAAAGACAGGAGUCCCAAGUGAAGAAGGAGAGUUCUGAGGAUAAAGGAAAGGAGGGCAAAAAAAGGGAGGGAGAUGCAGAGAAAGAUAAAGAUAAAGAAGGAAAAGAUGCUAAAAACAAGAAAGGUGAUAAAGGAAAGAACAAAGUUAAAGAAAAGAAAGGGCCAGAAAUGAAGGGUAAAAAAAGAGAAGGCUCAGUAAAGGGCAAAGACAAGUAAAGGAAGUAUAACAAAAAGGUGGAAGAGCGAGGAUCAAUAAAAGGCCCUACGACAGCUGUUCAUUAUGAUUCCCUUCCUCCAAAUACAAACCAUAUCCCAGCGAUUGCCUAG